AUGCACCGGCAAAACCUGAAGGUUCUGGAGCAUGCAACUGUGUGUAGGAUCAUGCAAGACCGGACUUCUCGGACCGCGCAUGGAGUUGAAUUCAUUUAUAUCGGCGAGAUACACCAGGCCUUUGCGAACGAGAUCAUCCUGUCGGCUGGCUCGAUUGGAAGUCUGCAGCUGCUCGAAUUCUCUGGAAUCAGGGACCCAGAUAUUCUACGCAAGGCCGGUGUCCAGUCCCUGAUUGACCUUCCAGAGGUGGGAAACAAUCUCCAGGACCAUCCAAUGACGUCUCUAACAUAUGCCUUUAAUGGGAAGAGGUGCUCAAGCAGCGAGCUAAACCUAUGUAAAUAUCGCCAAGGACUUGAAAAGUCAGACGGAGUGAGCUUGAUGGCCUUUCUGUCAUACCCAAGCUUGGUAUCUCCAACGGAAUUGGCAAAGACAAUCUCUCAAGUCAAUACGUACGCAAGCUUAGCAAAACCUGAGCGAGAGGCUAUCAUUGCACGACUACAGGGUUCUUCUUCUGGCUGCUUGCAGUUCAAUGGCGCUCCGGCAUACAUCGAUAUCGGAAAUGGGCAUGCAAAUCAAAGGAAGCUCAUUCGGACGUCUCGGGGGACGAACAUACUCAUUACAGCUACUAUAUCACUAUCACCAGCACCAUAUCCUGUGGAAGCACUCACAUCACAUCUGCCAAUCCGUGUAAUGGAGCGCGUUGUUCCAAGCCCAGAUGUUGACCUCAAAGAUCGCAACCAAGCUCGUCAGUUUAUAUGUGAUUGGACGACUUCGUUCAACCAUAUCCUUGGCACUUGUGGUAUGGGUCGUGUCGUGGAUGAACGGUUGCGAGUGAAAGGCAUGCGUGGCCUCGGGGUGGUUGAUGCCAGCGUUAUAUCUACAAUGGUUAGUGGUAAUGUGAUGGCUACGGUCUAUGCUGUCGCGGAGAAAGCCUCGGACAUGGUCAAGGAAGACUUCCACACUUCCGGCAAAUUCCACGAAUCAAGUGGGCUCGUGGUUUAG
Molecule: messenger RNA, 1002 nt
Organism: Penicillium egyptiacum
Lineage: Eukaryota; Fungi; Ascomycota; Eurotiomycetes; Eurotiales; Aspergillaceae
Source: the annotation of a GenBank genome assembly